UUAAAAGUAUAAAAUCUUACUUCCCCUUUCCUUUAAUUUCCCUAUUUUAUACAAAAAUUUUCAUUGUGAAAAUGUCUACUGGUCGUCGCUUAGCUAAACGCUCCAUAAUCGGCACUAAAGUCUGUGCUCCCGGACCCGAUGGUCUCUGGUAUUCGGGUGUUAUACAGGAUGUUAAAACUCCACCCUCGGCUACGAUAACUAGUGCAUUGGCUACUACGCCCAAUUCACCCCCCGAAACCAAAUACAUUGUACGUUUCGAUUUUAAAACCCAAGACAAUAGCGGUAACAUGGAGUCACGUCGUGCGGUUAGCGUGCAUAUAAGUCCGGCUCAGUCGUUGCGUCGCAAUGCCAUGAUUAAAGAAUUUCUCGAAUCGGAUUUAAUCGGUCCCGGUUUUCGUUCGAUAAUGGGCGUUAAAUUGCAGCCGGGUCAACGGGUGUUUUUGACACACAAUGGCCGUGAGACAUCGGGAGAUGUGAUGACGCAUGACAGCGAACAGGAUGAGGUUCUGGUGAAGAUCACAACAAUCGGAAGUGAGGAACCCAUUGAAUUGAAAAAACGUUUAGAAGAAGUGCGUCUGCUAGAAUCGCGACGCUCAGCACGUUUAGCCGAUCAGGAUCGAGAUACAGAUUUUGCACGUUUAGCCGACAUGGGUGGAGACAGGCGUAAACCAUCACACAGUAUUGAGGUGCCAUUAUCAACAACGCCACAACACAAUUCACGUAAACGUCCGCCAUCUUAUGCACAUGACAGCAUUAAUGGGGACAACUACGAUGAAGAGGAAAUGAAUGAAAACAAUGCUGCCAUGAUUUUGGUCACACUCUCACUUUCUCCAAAGUCACCGAAAAAUGGAGAUAAAUGGCUGGGUUCCAGUCCCGGCAGUUCAUCAGCCUCCUGGAGUUCAGGCUCAUCGUCACCGCCUUUAAGCGAUGAUGGCCACAAUAUGGGUGUCAUUACAAAUAAUGAUUCAGCCAGUGCCCGUAUACGCACCACAUCAGUGUCAACCUCCGAUGAAGGUAUCGUGGUUGACUUCAAAGAAGAUGUGCCACGUAAAAAGAGGCCUAAUAAAUCAAAAUUUGUUUGUACCUGGAAAGGCUGCAAUAUCAGUGAACAUACAAAAGCCAAAAUUGAACGUCACAUACGUAUUGUACAUCUUGGUUAUAAGAAAUCCCGUCGUACGGCUGAUCACUUGGAUAGUGACAGUCAUGACAGUGAUAGCCAUGAAGAGGAGUUCUAUUAUACAGAAGUCGAAGAUGACGACGAUGAGUGCAAAACUCCUAGUCCAACAUCACCACCUACACUUAGCCACCGCGACAUGGCACGUCCGCCCCACGAAGAUCCUGAAUACCAAAGACAACUAGUUGGGAAUUUUAAGCAAGGACGUGCGGCAGCACAAUUACAACAACAAAUUAAUGGUAAAAAUAAACAUCACAACAAUAGCAGCAGCAGCAACAAUCAUCAACCACACACCAUUUAUGUGGGCGGCAAUCAACAGUUGCAACAACUGCAAAACAAUAACACCAGCUGUAUACCAACAUCGCCAUUAGCCCAUCAUAAUUAUACUUGGCCACCUGCCAAGGCCACAACAGUGAUUACAACAUCCGUUACAAACACCUCAAAUAUUAACAGUAAUAACAAUCACCACCAUCAUCAAGCUUGCACCACAAGUAAUUAUCACAGCAAUAAUCAGCAGCAAAAUAACCAUCAGAAUAAUCACCAGCAGCAACAACAACAGCCAACGACAGCAACAACAUUCAUAAAACAUGCUCGGGCAUCACCACGUCCGUCCCAAUCUACAGCGCCAUAUCCAUCACCAACAUACGUCCAUCAACAUCACAAUUACAGUAGUCCGGCACCAAACAGCCCCAAUAAUACAGUACCAGCAGCAGCAUCAGCAGCAGCAACAACAAUCGUACAUCAUAACAACAGCAGUGCCAACAGUGUGCUACAACAAUUGUCGCAACAAAAUGUUACAGUGACAACCACACAUCACAGUAACAGCCACCAACAACAUCAACAAACUCAGCAGCAGCUGCAACAGCUGGCAACUGUUACCAUAACACCAAAUUAUACACACUCAAGAGGUGUCCACCAUCAAGAUACCACCUCUACGCAUCAGCAUCAACACCAUCACCACCAACAGCAACUUCAGCAGCAGCAGCAGCAACAACAACAACAACAUCGUUUACAUCAAUCGCCAACAACAGCCACUGCCAGCCAUAGAAUGGUUGCCCCCAAUACAAACUCCAAUUCUACCACUAGCUCGGGAUCUGCUAUUGCGUCGACGUCAGCUGCAUCGGCGACAACAACAACAAAUACCGGCCAUGUUCAUCAACAACAUGUUGCUGUGCAACAUGCCAACAAACAAACACCCAACUCACCGAAUCGUCGCACAAGAGGCGAAAAUAAAAAGUGCCGCAAAGUGUACGGCAUGGAUCGCCGCGAAAUGUGGUGCACUCAAUGCAGGUGGAAAAAGGCCUGCAGUCGUUUUGGUGACUGAAAAAGGCCCAAAUCGUCGAAAGUGGCAGCGGCGACAACGACGAUGACAAUGACGACGACUACGACGAGUGCGAGUACGACAAUAAUGACUGAAAAUGUAAUGUUGCCAACGUUGCUAACGGCGGCGACAAACAUUCAUCCCUCAACAACAAAUGCAGCAACAAUAGCAACAGCAACAACAUUCACUAACAACAACAACAGCAACAAUAAUAAUAAUGGUAGUAAUAGUAGUUGUAAUAAUAACAACACAAAUUCAAACAGUAAUAAUAUAAAUAAUAUGGCAGCAUUGCCACAACAACAACGGUCAACAGCAACAUUUGAAAAUGGCGCAAAUAUUCCCACAUUAAUUACAAAAGCGACAGCAAAACGUCAUGCCAACACAAGCAACAACAAUCACAAUAAUAAGACGUUUCCCAGCAAACAAUCAAAACAUUUCUUAGACACAAAUGCAAAUGUGAAUGCAGUGACCACACAUAUGCAUACAAUACCCACCACCAACACAACCAAUAAUAACAACAACUCCAACUCAUUUUGCAGCAACACCACCAACAACAACAAUAAUAACAACAAGUGCUGCAAUGCUGCCAAGUUGUGUGGUGCUGUAGCUACUUCAGUUAUUGUUAAACCACCAAAUAUUUUUAGUAAGUCCAAUAACAAUAAUCAUUAUCAACAACAACAACAUCAGCAACAACAACAACUUUUGGCCAACACUAUGACAGUGAUAACAACACAACAAAUAGGUAAAUUAGAAGAGCAACAUCAUCAGUCUCAAACUACCACCACCACUACCACGAGACAUAUUUUAUUAAAUUCUCCUCCUGCCCCUGUUUUAAAUGACAACACUCUAGAUACAAGUGGCAAUAUCAGUGCUACAACAUCAACAAUAGCAACAUCACAACAACAAGUGGUACUAUUACAUUGUUAAAUCCAAUUAAAUAACAAAUUCAAAUUAAUAACGUUUCUUUUGUUUUCUAAUUUAAGUAUUAUUUUUUAAUUGAGUACAAAUUAGUAAAAUCUUUUCUUUUUUAUCUUUUUUAAUAUAAAUAUUGAAAUUUUUAUAUUAAUUAUAUACUUAUAAAUAAUUCAUUUUACGUUUCUUUUUUUUAAUUUGAACUUUAUGUACUUAAGACCGAUAUUUAAGCUGUAUAAACUUUGGCAAACAUUAUAUUGCGAUCAAACUUAAUAUUUUGCGAAAACUUUUUGCUGAAAUACCCAUAGAACUCAUUUAUCACUACUUGCCAAUAGCUAAGAAUUCUCAAUAAUUUUCUAAACUUAAUUGUUUACUUGGCGAGCUUGAGGUUUUUUAAUAUAUCGUCUCCUUAAAUGCAAACGGACGUAACUACACAAAAAUUCGAAAUCCAUUUUUUGAUUGAUUAUUGUACGUUUUAUCGAACUACCCAAAAUUUUAGACUCCUACAAUCAAGAACGGGAUUUUAUUAAAGAAAUUCAUUGAAGAUGUAAUUUUUUCUCUCGUUCAGCAUUUGUUGCAUAUCUGUACUAAUCGGUGCUCCUAUCAUGUCAUAUUGUUCUAAUAUUUCACAAUGGUUUGAAAUGCUUUUCAAGCAAAAAAUUUCCGAAAAUAAUACUACUUUGUAUUCUAUGUUUAUUGUGUUAUAAUAACCCAGCAGCGGUGACCUGCGUCGAACGCAUAAGAGUCGGUUAAGCCGAGUCGUGAAGGACAUUAUGACUGACCUUGUGAAUUGACCAAAUGUAAUGCAAAAAAGCAUCAUAAAUAUGGCAACCUCUUAAAAAACAACAGUUUUUCUUUGUUUAUUUUCUUUUGUUCAAACACUUUCUCUUCUCUAUUAUUUUAUUUUCGCCAUAUUGAUAAAGAGAAUGAGAGAGAGGGUAAUGCAAAUGACUAAAACAUAUUAAGUAUUACCAUGGGCCAUGGCGUAAUGAUGUGACCAACGCAAUCUUAUGUAUUUUGUAGUCGGAUUACAAAGUAAAACUAUGAUAUUUUGCAAGACCAUUUGCACUAAACACUGAAGUACACAAUGCCACCUGUGUUAUUUUUGUUCUUUUUUGUAUUAAAUAAUUAUUUGUUAUAAAAGUUUAGCUUUUUCCUGACUUGAUACUGCUGCUGAUAAAUGACUUAUUCCUAUUAACAUUUUGAGAGAUCUUGCAACUAAUUGAGUUGAUAAAAUCUUGCUGAGAAAGGGUCACUGACCAAGUGAGAGCCGUUCGCUAUAGAUUCGAAAACAUGAAUUUAUCCCUCAAAAUAACAAACUAAAAAUUGCUGAUUUUGAAGUUAUUUAAAUAAAAUUUAUGGGAAAAGACUACCAAGAUUUCUGUACUCUUUAGAGGUCUUAAUUAAAAGUACUUACAUAUGUAUGUAAAUAUUUAUUUUUUCUUUUAAGAAAGAUGCAGAAUUUAUGAAUUUUUUCACAAUCUGAAUUUUUGUAAAACAUUACCGCUUACAAAUCCCAAUAACUGGACAUUUAUUAAUCCUUUUGAAAUACUGCCUGUACUGUUACAACGUCCAAGUGUUCAUCGUUUAAAAAUUUGACAAUCUGACAUUGUUUGCAAUUCUUAUGUCAAAUUUAAACACCAGCAUUAUAGUGGCAGUUAUUUUAUUUAUUUAUGAAUUUGUUUACACAUCAUGUUGCUUUAAACAUAUCAUAAAAUAUUUGACCAGCUUUUUUUUGGUUAAAAUUGUUGCCAAUAAUAAUUAUUAUUAUUUGUAAAUUGUUGUUGUUAUUACAAUUACUAUGUAUUUUUCAUUAACAUAUGAUUAUUUCACACAAUAUUAUUGUGUAAUGUUGUUUAAUUGUUUUAUUGUUUGUCUGUAAUAACAUUU
This is a messenger RNA of Calliphora vicina (urban bluebottle blowfly), 5297 nucleotides long. RefSeq names its product Glucose transporter 4 enhancer factor (gene Glut4EF). Gene Ontology annotation, molecular function: RNA polymerase II cis-regulatory region sequence-specific DNA binding; DNA-binding transcription factor activity. NCBI's taxonomy places the organism in Eukaryota, Metazoa, Arthropoda, Insecta, Diptera, Calliphoridae. Gene Ontology annotation, cellular component: nucleus. The transcript has 7 exons. The record is from RefSeq and is a predicted model, not a curated record. Gene Ontology annotation, biological process: regulation of transcription by RNA polymerase II.